UUACCUUGAGAAAAAUUCAUCUGAUCAAUAUUAUUAUUAUUCUGAAAUGUUAGUUGUCAUAAAAGUAAUAAUUAAGAAAAAUACAGAUAAAACAAAGCACACAGUUUUAAAAGAAAAAAACAUAUUAUAGAAACCAAAUAACACAUGUAUUCGUAUAGUAAAAUAUGCAGGCUGUAUGAACAAAAUUACGAGAACUACUCCAACUAGAAGCUUGGAGCAGAUAUGUACUAUUCUUUCCUUUAUGGAUUGUAUUUGUUUAUUUCUUCCGUGAAUGCCUCGGAGUCCAGUAACGGUCUGCCAGGAACAACGUAUACAAAAUGGACUUGGACAGAAUGGUUUGAUACAGAUUCAGGAGAUCCAGAAACAGAAACAGAAACCUAUGAUUCUAUUGAAGCGAGAGGUUGGAACAUUUGUCGUGGUGGAAAACUUAUAGGAUGUGAAUGUAAACGAGAUGACACUAAAGAAAUUCUGUCUAAUGGCGAAUUCUUUAAUACCUCUCAUAUACUUGGUACUGACCUAGAGUGUAAGCUACAUGGAAUCGAGUGUCAUAACAUUCUAUGUAUGAACCUGGAAGUCCGCUUUUUAUGUGAAGAAGUGAUACUUGAAAGUGGAUCAGCAUUAUUUUAUUUUCUAAUGUUAAUUAUACCAGUAGUUGUCAUACUGUUCAGAUUGUACUGUUGGAAUAUUGUGAAGAAACAAAUUAAAAAAAGACAUUCAGGAAAUAGAAACACAAACGGAAGUUCUCAACACGAUAUUAUAGAUAUGUCGGUCUUUGAUCCCCCAUCAUACGCCGACUUAUUUGGUUCCCAAACACACACGAGUUUCGUUGAUAUCAAAUGCAAUAAUUGUAAUCAUUUACAAAAUACGUGUCACUCUUUUACUGACCAAUCAAAUACAACUGUUCAAAACUCAAACUCAAGAAGUGACGAGUUCUCUAGUGUAAACUGCUCGUGUGAAUGCCAUAACACAGAUAAUUGCAUAGCUUCCUGUUUAAGGGGGGCUUCACGGUUUGAAUCUAAUGAUAGUUAUUCAAGGAUAAAUGCAGCUUAUAUUCACAACAACGAAGCAAAUAAUAAUACUGGAGACACAACAAUGACAAAUAGUAUUUCUAUAAACGUAAUCAGUGGGGCAUGCAUUGAAUCUUUGCCUCCUACUUACUCAGAGGCCUUAGUUAUUUUGAAAAGGACAGAAGGUUUGGAUGCUACACAUUUGUGAAUGAAAUACAUGUGUAUAAUGUUAACAAUAAACAUAUGCAAACCAAACCAGAUAGAUCAGUUUUGAAAUAACAUUCGAUUGGAAGAUUGAAACAUUCAAAUGCAAAACCUUUCUAGUCACAUACAAUUUGCACGAAAGUUAAAAGUAAUGGUUUGAAUAAAGUUUUUUUCGAAAGGA
Messenger RNA from Mytilus trossulus (common blue mussel), 1392 nucleotides. RefSeq lists its product as uncharacterized. NCBI's taxonomy places the organism in Eukaryota, Metazoa, Mollusca, Bivalvia, Mytilida, Mytilidae. The transcript is spliced from 6 exons. The record is from RefSeq and is a predicted model, not a curated record. The coding region runs from base 223 to 1215 and encodes 330 amino acids.